AUGAAUUCACAAGCACCCAACAAUUCACCGCGGAAUUUCCUCGCUCGACGCGAGCAGGCCCGGCUGCUGGUGUUGGUUUUCAGCCUGGGGUUGGUCUUCGUGCUGAUGGGUGAGGCCGCCAAACCGCAGAACUGGUACUGGUUGUGGGGAGGCCACCCGCCGCAAGAAACCUCCCCGGCCGACGAUCGUCCCGCACCACCGGACGAACGCGAGACGGUAGACACCCGACUUCGCCCUCAAACAAACACGUCCGAUCCGGAACAUCCCGUCGUCGAAGCCCCAGAUAUCGCCUCGGAAGAUGACACCUGGGCCGCUCCAGAAGGAGUCGCGUACGAAGCGAACCUCAUGCCGGGCGUUCGCCAGACCGACCUCGAAACCAUUCAGGACGACUCCGGCUUCAACCGCGAAGAAAACGAAAUUUUCGACCGCUGGCUCGUUCAGUCCGAUCGCCUCGGUGUCGAUGCCCUCGCCCAACGAACCCUGGGCCCCACCACGCACCUGCAGCUUUACAAACAAAGCAACGUCUAUCGCGGGCGAGUCGUCUCGCUCGAGGGCACCGUCCGUCGGGCCCUUCGCGUGCAGGCCCCCGAGAACGAUCUGGGAAUCGACACUUAUUACCAGUUGUGGCUUCAGCCCGAAGAUCGCCCCACGCUGCCAAUCGUCAUCUUCAGCCGCAACCUUCCCGAGGGAUUUCCCGUGGGGACCGAAAUCCGCGAGGAAGUGACCCUCGAAGGCAUUCCCUUCAAGCGGUGGCCCUAUAUGGCCCGCGACACCAUGCGAACGGCCCCAUUGGUCAUCGCCCCCACCGUUCAAUGGCAGCCUGAAGUAGUAGUCGCGCAAGAUCGCAUUUCUCCACGGCAGCUCACGCUUGUAGUACUCGCCGCCGGGGUGCUCGCCACCAUCGUGGUUACCACCAUCGUCAAACGUACAAACCAGGUCCGUGCCGUGUCGCAAUCACCAUUCGCCAAAGGACUGACGCGAAUGGUUCACCAACGUCUCACGCUGAAUCAAAGCCUUCGCCUGCACGCGGGAAAGCGACACUUGAUGGUGUGGAUCGUGGCACUACUCUGUGCGAGCAGUGUAACCAUCCCUGCCAAAGCCCAAAGUACGAGCGAAAUGUUGCGCCUUCUCGGUGUACAAGAUGAGCACCUAACCGCAUUCAUCGAUGGACAACCGGCCGGUGAAGAUGAAACAGAACCCUUGCUGCGGAUGCUCAACGCCGCCGGCCGGUUCGACACGCUCCGCCUGCAUCGCGGCAUCCGCGACGAUAUAACGCUCGAAGACCUCACAACCCAGCCUAGCACGUUCCGCGGUGAAAUCGUGCAGUUACAGGGUCGUCUCCAAAAAGUGCAGGUCGAACGACCACCGGCGGAACAAGCCACGCGAUUUGAGCUAGCCAAGUACUAUCGCUGCGAAGUGUUGCUCGAGCCCUCGCAACUUCCGGCCACCGUCUAUGCGAUCACCGUCCCUCAUCAAUGGGCCGAGGGAGCCGAAGACCUCGAUCAGCCGAUCAGCUUCGUUGGGUUUUUCAUCAAGACGGUCGGCGAAAGCGAGGAUGACCCGCAACCGGUGUUCGUCACCCGCCGCCUGGCAUGGCACCCCGCCACCACCCUGGGCAAGCUGGGGAUGGACGUCGGGUUGUUCGACACGGUCAGCGAUCACAGCCCCAUCAAAGCCAGCGAACGCGAAGCCUUCUAUCAACUGCUGGCCGCCACAGGGCGUGCCGAGAUGAGCCAACUCGACCGGCUCACUCAGGACGAUUACUCGGUCGAGCCGUUGUUCAACGCCCCCGAGUUACAGCGAGGUCGUCUGGUGGGUCUAAGCGGCGUCGCACGGCGCAUCACCAAGAUCGUCGUCGACGAUCCCGACAUCGUGGAGCGGUUCGGCAUCGACCAUUACUACGAAGUCGGCGUGUUCACCGACGACUCGCAAGGCAACCCGGUUAUCUUUUGUGUUCGCGAACUGCCCGAGGGCAUGCCCACCGGCGACCGCAUCAGCGAAGCGGUCCGCAUCCCGGCCUUCUUUCUGAAGACAUGGACCUUCGAAACCGCCCAACUCAACCAGAAAGCCGCCGAACAGGCAGCCGAAGGCCAGCCGCGGCAGCGUCUGAAGCAAGUCGCCCCACUGCUCAUCGGCAAAAGCCUGCACUGGCAAACCGCCCCGGUCGCCGCCCCGCCGGGAAUCUCAGGUUGGGUCGCCGGCUCGCUAUUCCUACUAGCCCUGGCCGGCGUUUGGUUCGGAGCAUGGCGACGCCACAAAGCCGACCGCACCUACGCACAAGGAACCCUGGCCCGCGCCCGCGAACCCGAAGAAUCCACCCUCGACACCACGGGCUUCGAAGCCAUGGAAGAAGAGCCCAACUUCUCAGACGAAUAA
Messenger RNA from Cladocopium goreaui, 2376 nucleotides. The record is from the annotation of a GenBank genome assembly. Lineage: Eukaryota; Dinophyceae; Suessiales; Symbiodiniaceae.